UACAAAUAUCAAAUAGUUGGUGCGGCGUCGCAAUGGUGUUCGGAUGGUUGUGUGUUCUGUUGUGUUUGUGUCAGACGAACGCGAAACCUAACAUAAUAUUGAUAAUCGCUGAUGACCUGGGUUGGAACGACAUAGGUUUCCAUGGCUCCAACGAGCUCAGAACACCAAAUAUCGACGCGUUGGCCAGCUCCGGUCUAUCGCUCCACAACUACUACGUGGCUCCCAUCUGUACUCCGUCAAGAGCCUCGCUCAUGACAGGCAAAUAUGGCAUCCAUACUGGCAUGCAACAUGGAGUCAUAUACGGCAUGGAGCCCCGGGGACUUCCACUCUCGGAAACGAUACUCCCGCAAUAUCUUAAGAAAGAAGGAUACAGCACACACCUGGUGGGCAAAUGGCACCUGGGCAGCUACAAGAAGAAAUAUCUUCCUUUAAACAGAGGGUUCGACUCGCAUCUUGGUUUCUGGACCGGUAAGAUCGAUAUGUACGAUCACACCACAGAGGAGAAGGGAGUCUGGGGAUUCGACUUCAGACGAGGAUUUGCCGUGGCCCACGAUUUGUUCGGUAAAUAUGCAACCGACGUCUACACAGAGGAAGCAGUAAAGAUAAUAAAAAGUCACAACACACUUAACCCACUGUUUCUAAUGGUGGCACACUCCGCCGUGCACACUGGUAACCCCUACGAACCUAUCCGUGCUCCUGAACCACGCGUCGCUGAGUUUGAGCAUAUCCAAGAUCCUCAACGGCGGAAAUUUGCUGCCGUGGUGAGCAAGAUGGAUGAAUCUGUCGGUGCAAUUGUUCAGUCACUUCAGGCUCGUGGCAUGUUGCAGGACACCAUUAUUCUGUUCAGCACAGAUAACGGCGGUCCAGCGGCGGGCUUCAACUCUAACGCAGCCUCCAACUAUCCUCUUAGAGGAGUAAAGAAUACUCUAUGGGAAGGCGGCGUUAGAGGGGUGGGUAUUCUGUGGAGUCCGUUGUUGGCGAAGAUUCCUCGUGUCGCUACCCAGAGGAUCCACAUCGUGGACUGGCUUCCGACGCUGCUGACUGCGGCUGGCGUUAAUGUAAGUUCCUUGCUACAACUCGAUGGUCUCGAUCAAUGGGCAACUUUGUCGAAUGAUUUGAAAUCGCAGAGAUCAACUGUACUUCACAAUAUCGAUGACAUAUUCGGCAGCGCUUCGCUCACUGUAGACCAGUGGAAGAUACAUGUAGGAACAAACUACAAUGGAGCCUGGGACGGUUGGUACGGACCAGAAGAACGCAAGGGCACAUACAAUGUAGAAUCAGUAGUAAAUUCAACAGCUGCUAAGGCUAUACAGCAAUUAAAAUUAAUGCCCAAUCCACAAACCAUAAUAGAGCUCAGAGAUGCAUCAAAGGUGAUGUGUGGUAAUGUGGAGCCAAUAUCAUGUAAGCCGUUGAUAUCGCCGUGUCUCUUCAAUAUAGAACAAGAUCCGUGUGAGAGGAGAAAUCUAGCCAGUUUAGAGUCGGAAGUAUUAAACAGGCUUUUAGAAGAAUUGGACAAAUUAAACCGUACAGCUGUUCCGCCCAACAACAAAGAAAUAGAUUCCCGCGGCGAUCCCAAGUACUGGGGGAGAACGUUCACCAAUUUCGGGGACUACACACAUCCGACAACGACCUGCUCAACUGACUGUUCCCUAUGACCAGAAGCUCUGUGCUACUCUCUAUAUGUAUACAGUAUGCAUUUUGAUUUUUAGUUUAUUAAGUCUAUAUCGUUUGUUACAUAGGUUCUAAUGUAAAACGGUAAAUUCCGUCUGUGAAAAGGCAUUUAUUUUCUCAAAAUUGAUUCCUUUACAAUUAUUUUUGAUAUCAUUUCUAAUAUAUUAGACACUACUACUGCUUCGGAAACAAAUGGCGCUCUGAGAGAGAAGAAGCGGCGCAAGAAACUCUCCCAUAAUUAAUUUUUUGAUCUCUUUUUAAUGAAAUAUACAAUAUUGUACUGCCAAUGUUAUUGCUAUAAAAUAAUCAUAAUCUAGUCCCAGGCUGUCCGAUCACUUAGAUAUUCAGCUGUGGAGUUCCUACAUCCUAAUGUACGACAAAGCCAUUUUCUAAUAAAACUGUUCGAUAGCUGGAGUGAACUGUAUGUUUAGUUGGUUAUAAAAAAAGAUGGUGAUUCGAAUGAGAACCUGUCGGUCAAUGCUAGGAAAUGGUAAAUAGAAUACAUCACUAACCUUGAACUCCCACUUAAUUGCUCUGCUUUGGUUUUCUCGGAGGUGCACGGCACGCAAUUGUCAAGACACAAAGGCUAUUGGCGCGAGAUAUCCUGCUUUGGGAGGCAUCCGGUGCGCGCGGGGCCGCGGUCGCCAUUACAUUGCAAGAAAGAUGAGGGUAUUCAGAAGGAUGAAUUUAAAUCUACCCACCAAACCUUACAAUGACUGAACAUACCACCCACCGAAAUCAUUGUGAUGAUUUCCAAUAAAAAAUAAAAUGAUAUAAAUAAGUACUAAAAUAAAACUAAAGAAAUAAUACUUUGUUAUAGCAUUAAUUUAAGUAAGGAAUAGGACAAAGUUUGUUAACUGGUCCUUGGAAUUGAUUGUUCUUAGAACGUAACUUUACCUUACGAACAAUGCCAUUAGAGCCUGGAUGAACAUGUUCUAUUAUAGCAAGUGGCCAAUUACAUAAUGAUAUUUGAUCAUGUUUAAUGAGAACUAUAUCUCCCUCUUUUAGAUUAGGAGGUGAUUGAAACCAUUUUGCUCUCGGUUGUGUACAGUGUUGCUGUUGUUGUUGUUCAAUUUUACAAAAAAAUGUAGAAAGUUCUUCAAAAGUUAAUGCCUUAUCUCCGACAGAACGUCUAAGGUGUUUAGCCGACUUUAUGCCCGCUUCCCAAAGUCCACGCAUGUGCGGUGCAGGAUGCUGGAAGGAUUAAAUUUCCACACGAUUUGCUGCUGAGCAGAAUAACUAUUCAUCAAAGUUUAUUGGUUAUUUUUGUUCCUUACUGAAUUACUGGACAUCGCUUAAAAGUUUAUGUGCGCCAGUAAAGUAAAAUGGUCUAAUCCGGCCAAGAAAGCAUUACACGACAGUGACGAUUCUUCUACGACACUUCUAAAUGUACUGCUUUUGUGGAAAAGCAAACAAAGAGUACUGAAUAAGCCUUCCCUAUCUUCGCAUUUCUGAGUGAGCUUUCUUUAAUAUAAAACGGUCCUCCUAAGUCAACUCCAACAUGAUCAAAGACCUAAUCGGAUCAACCGGUGCGCGCGGGGCCGCGGUCGCCAUUACAUUGCAAGAAAGAUGAUGGUAGAUUUAAAUGAUGAAUUUAAAUCUACCCUUAACCCUACCUUAAACCAAACCUUACAAUGACCGCACAAAAACAUUUAAAUUUAUUAAUAGAUAAUGCCUGAACUGGGCUGGGGUUUUAUUAUAAAAGUGUAUACAUUUGCUCUUAAAGCUAUAUGUAUCUUAUGUACUCAUAUUACUUAUGAUCAAAUUAAAGACAGUGACAACUGACAGUGGUUUUAUAGUUAUUGUCAGCUUCAGGGAACUGGUUCAAGUGCUAUAGCAAAAAUUGUCGUAAAGAACUGAGCAUAAUAAAUGUGUGAAGAAAUCCUUUAAAGAAAGAAAC
This is a messenger RNA of Leptidea sinapis, 3571 nucleotides long. Its product is annotated as arylsulfatase I. The transcript has 12 exons. Lineage: Eukaryota; Metazoa; Arthropoda; Insecta; Lepidoptera; Pieridae. The coding region runs from base 33 to 1655 and encodes 540 amino acids. The record is from RefSeq and is a predicted model, not a curated record.